Ceutorhynchus assimilis (cabbage seed weevil) is the source of this 728-nucleotide messenger RNA. The record is from the annotation of a GenBank genome assembly. Lineage: Eukaryota; Metazoa; Arthropoda; Insecta; Coleoptera; Curculionidae.
CGUGGUUCAACCUCGUAAAACCUGUUCUCUCGGGUGGGUUAGUACCCAAAUGCCAUUCGGUCGGGUACCUUCCAGCAGGUACUCGGCCCCGUAGUCUGUAUGUGCAUGCGAUGAAAUUGAUUUUUGCGUUCGGAAUUUUUUCAUAUUAUUAACUUUGAAUACAAAAUGUCAGAAUCACUAACAACUGUUAUGUCAUUUCUGACAAAUUCACAUUAUUGACAAAAAAAAAAUGUCUCAACUAAAAACCCUUAUAAUUCUUUUGGGCCUUUUAAGCCUAUCAAGUGCCUUUUUGAUUAAUGGUUACAUACAUUGCGAUGGUACUCAAGACGAGUCAAUUCAAGCCGAGCUGAUUUUCAAAAACAUUUCGAUCCCCCUUGACUCUAAUGGCCAUUUCCAACUGGAAGUACCAGACAACACUUUUGUGUUCUUCCGGAUUUUGCACCCUGGUUGCCAUUUUGAGACCUCACUGUUGGAAACUUAUCCUGGAUGCAAAAGGAACUAUCAUUUUCAAGGGAUGAAGAAGAGUUUGUGGACAAGAAAAAUGGUACUGCUAAUGGCGGUGGUUUUCAAUUUGGUGGUACUCGUCACAGGAUGUUUGCUGUGGUGGUUUAAAGAUCCAAUUUUGAAACUAACCAAUCGAGAUGGUAUAAAUUAUGCUGAAGCUGGAAAGGAAAAUGUUUAGGAAUUGUUUGUAGUAUUUUGAAUAAAAUUGAUUUUGUUUGUAGCAA